CUGAAGACCCCGGUGGAACUGGCCCAGCGGCAGAAUGCAGGCACUCCACCUUCAUCACCGCAGCCCCAGCAGCUACCGGGUCAAGGCCAGGGCAUCCCAUGUGGAUGAGACCCUGUUUGGCAGCCCAACAGGGACUCCACCAUCUCUACCAGACUUUGAACCACCCUGGGUGCAGAAUUGUAAUAGGUCCAGAGGAGUGAGCCCAGGACUGCCGAAGGUCUCUGUGGCCAAGAGAGACUGUGAGUCCCCCUCCUCCAGGGGUAGCACCGCAAACCUCACACUAAGGAAGAAAAACAAAUAUAGGUUGAUUGGCCACACCCCAUCCUACUGUGAUGAGUCACUGUUUGGCUCCCAGCCACAGGGCACCAGCAAGGAGAGGUCUCAGACAGCCAUGGAGGAUGCUGCCAAGCUCCAGACUCUUUUCUGGACCCCGCCAUCCACCCCUAGGGGCAGCUAUUCACCUCGCCCCAGGGUGACCCCACUACGAGCUAUUCACCCAGCUGGACCCUCCAGGACAGAGCCCAGAGUGGCCAAAGACUCCCAGAGGAUGUUCCGGGAUGGGCUGGAUGUUCCCCGCUCUCUGGGACAGAGGCGUUCCCAUUCACUCACCCACCUAACCAUCCCCAGCACGGGUUCCUGGUCUUACACAUCAGGGGCGACUGUCCAGAGUCCCUUGAUCACUUGUAACGUAUGCUCAGGCAGUGUGUCAGUACCAGCUACCCCUCCCCGAAAGCCAAAGGCUCCUUGGAAAUGA
Rattus rattus (black rat) is the source of this 754-nucleotide messenger RNA. RefSeq names its product RBPJ-interacting and tubulin-associated protein 1-like. NCBI's taxonomy places the organism in Eukaryota, Metazoa, Chordata, Mammalia, Rodentia, Muridae. The coding region runs from base 35 to 754 and encodes 239 amino acids. Gene Ontology annotation, cellular component: nucleus; cytoplasm. The transcript has a single exon. Gene Ontology annotation, molecular function: tubulin binding. Gene Ontology annotation, biological process: Notch signaling pathway; negative regulation of Notch signaling pathway; nuclear export. The record is from RefSeq and is a predicted model, not a curated record.